Staurois parvus is the source of this 470-nucleotide messenger RNA. The record is from the annotation of a GenBank genome assembly. NCBI's taxonomy places the organism in Eukaryota, Metazoa, Chordata, Amphibia, Anura, Ranidae.
UUUGUAAGUAAGGCAGUUUUUCAAAAAUGCCCUUUUUUGUUUUUAGAAUUUGUGUUAUUACACUGGCCGAAUGUCAUCCAGUUCUUCAGAGUGGGAAAACUAUUUCCAGUAUUAGUUAUCAAAUCAGCGCCAACUGCAGCAGGUUGCUGAAUAAAGUGUCAGGGAAGUCCAAACGGGGAGCUCAGUUCCUAACAGAGCUUGCACCUCUAUGUAGAAUAACGUGUAGCGAUGGUGAUGAAUAUACUGUUUAUAGUUGUAUCAGAGGUCGGCUACUAGAAGUUAAUGAACAUAUUCUUCACAAUCCUGAACUGUUAAAAGAAAAGUCAUCGUCAGAGGGCUACAUUGCAGUUGUACUGCCAAAGUUUGAAGAGAGCAAGACUGUCACAGAAGGACUUCUUUCUCAAAAACAGUAUGAGGACCUAUUGCUUAAAAGGAUAUCUUUGCCUACAAAUGACUUAUCAGAGAAGUAA